AUGGGAACCCGCGAACUGGAUGUCCUGCUCGCUCUGUGCAAGGCCGCGGCCUCGGUGAGCGACCCCGAAAACGCUGCCCAAUUGGCCUCGCAAUUAUCUCAAUACCUGCCGGAAUCCCAUAGCCAGCUCUUCCGUUCCUCGCCGUUUUUGCACAGUGUGAAACCAUCGCCGUGGGAGACACUGACCUACAACCUGACCCUGGCGCUCCUGUCCCUCGGCACCAAGUACCCAGAUCUUCGACAGGUCGCCAUCGAAGCCGUGCAUGGAUACUUGGAUAAUUGCAAUGAGGCCAUUAAUGCCGUCACGCCUUUCCACUAUUCGAAGUCCGAAUCGGGACGCCAGGGAGUGGUGCAUGAAUCAGUGGCUAUUCUGUCGAUCACAGUAUCUCUGGUAGGCUUCCUGGAGGCCUCCGCUGAAUACACCUCUAUCUGGCAUGCGAGCGAAAAGUUGCAGAUCGUGGACUUCUUACGUGCAAUGCUGUCGGAGAAUUUCAUUAUUGCAGUGGAAACAGCUUCAUCGACCCUUCGCAAUGCGCAUGUCUCAGAGCACGCAUUCAAAGACUGGAAAAGGUACACUCGCCGCUAUGCUGCUCAUGCGCGUCCGUUGGGUGCCAUGCUCGUGCAGGAAGGCUUCAUGCGUUUCGUCAAGUCAUGCGCGGCCUCUCUGAUAGGAUCCCAACACAUGACGGAUGAACAGCUUCUGGAUGACUACAUGACUGGUGUUGGUAUCGCUAAAAGCUAUGACGAAGAUGAUGUGUCUCUCAUUGAUCGCGUCACUGACAUCAUCAGUGAAGAGAUUCACCUACUUGAGGAUGGUUCUGACUACCUACAAGUUGGCUCUCCUUGGCAACAGCGCCUCGCCUUCUCGGUCAAGGGACAUGCCCUAGUUGGCUUCCUGAACUGCGUCAUCCUUGGCGAAGAUGCAAAUAACAACGAUGUUCUCUUGUCCUGGCUAGAAGACACUCUUCUCGACCCCCAGCAAAUGUCAAACGUAGAGUUGGCUAUCACCGCUUUGAAGUGUACCGCGAUCCUGUCGAGGAUGUCACCCAACGGUGCAUCUGCCGGUAGGCGCUGUCUGUUGAGAUUCAUCGCCCAGGGAGGUGUCUCGGCGCGUUCCACCGUCGCCGUCGCAUCGCGGUGCAUGGCCCAGGUGCUGACCAUUCUCUCUGAGGAUGCUGUCAUCACAACCCUCUACUCGCUGGGUAACGCGCUGAGUCCGAGUGCAAACGUGGAUCAAUCCAGUCAGGACCAACUCAAUGGGGACCAUACCGGACCCGGAAUGAAUCUGGAAGCGUAUCCCAGAAAUGCAAGCCAGACAUCUCUUUCGGUAAAUGCAGAAAGCGACAACGUGACAUACAGAAAUGUCAUUCAUGCCAUUGUAACGAUUGCCACGAACUGCAAUGACGGCAAGAUCAGUGCCCUGGCUCAGUCUAUGCUUCUCCAGAAGAUCGGCAAGAUCAACGUGGCAGUCGAUGCCUACAUUAUACAGGAAACUGCAGUCCUUGCUCUGAGCAGCGGACAUGCUGAGUUCCAGCUUCUCUUGAAGUUUUACAAUCGCAUUUACCUGGAUGGCAUCAACAAGGGAUUAGAGGCCAUUUCGAGUGCUGUUCAGUGUGCCAUGGCCUAUCUUUCGGUCAACUUAGACCAGGAGUCACCUCUGCACCGAAUUUAUUUGGUUCACCUACUGGAAAGCAUCAUCAACAAAGGUGAUGUUCCUGACCUUGAGAAUGAGCAUCAUCGGGAGGUUUUCUUUGCUGCUGAGGACAUUACCCCUCUCCUGAAACCUUUGGCUCUGCUGGUGUCCUCCAAGGGCAACUUCCAGAGGCCUUCCUGGUCAGUUUUGGACAUCGAUGAGUCGAUUUUAACCCUGUUCCGUGACGCUUGGUUCAACAUUGCUAUCCACGGGAUAAACCUUAGCUCUAAUGUUGCCCAAGAUCACUACAAGGAACUGCGCCUUCUCGCGCAUCACUCUCCCCCACUAGUUGUUGGAACUCACAUGGAGUCGCUAGAGAGCGAUGUAGAAUUGAACACUGUGCUCAGGCGCGGAUCCGGACCCCAGAGAAUGGCGGAGCAGAAGCGAGCAUUGAUCGCUGAACUUCCUGGCCGUGACUCCGACAUCAAAAAGUUGAAUUACUCUAGGGCAGUGUUCCUGAAUUCAGUCAUCUUGGUCGAAAGUCUACGGGCCUCCUCCGGUGAUUCCACCAAGAUUCUCGACUAUUUCCUUGACCCGGCCUUGGCAACAUCAGAGAUGGUUGUUUGCAUGAACGCUGUAGCGGACAAGGUGGUCACUUGCUAUCUGUCUCUGACGCUUUCAGGGCAACAUGAUGAAUUCUCGGCGCCGUACCUGUCGAAACAGCUUGCGGGAUUCCUGAUUUCUUGCUGCCACCGUAUUGAGAGGAUUCAGAGCAUUGCCGCACAAUGCGCCAACAAGAUCAUUCGGGAAUGUCCAUCUGCGCUAUGCGAGAAGCAUUCCCUCUUUGCUCUGCUCGAAAUCUUGACCGUUAUGUGGUCUUCGUGUCUUCAGGGGGAGCUCGACGAGUUCGAGUGGAAGCCAUCCUUGGUUUCCCCCAUGGGUAUUGUUAGGGUCGAACUGCCAGACAACUAUGCAUUGAGAAGGGCGACUCUUAACCGGUUCCAUGAACGGGCGAGAACUUGGGUCACAUCCGUCCUGAACAUCGCCCCGUUGGAUAUCAAGGGACUGCUUCAAACCUAUCUUUCCGAAUAUGAUGACGACGGUGGCUACGGGCACAUCUCGAUGGGUCGUUCAUUUGCCCUGGAGAUGGGCACUCUCAUUCCCCAAAGCGAUCCUCGACUUGGAUCCAUCGAUGGCCAUGGAAACAACGAGUUCAAUGUUGCAUCUGAUUUCAUGGCACUUUACACGACACGGCAAAAGUAUCGCCGUCCAGAUAUGCCUGCCCUUGAAGGGGUGGAUAGAAGAGGUUACCUCGCUCAACCCCGUAUCAACGCUCUGCCUGAGUCUGCUGAUGCAUUGGAGGAGAGGCUUGGUAAUCUGUUUGGACGAAGCAUCAACGGCGAGGAUAUUCCACUCGUGGAAGUUAGAGCUGUUCUUCGACAAGCUGCAGGUCUGAUCUGCAGCAGCAGCAAGCCACGACUUUCGGUGGUUCACUACAUGGUUGCUUUGCCUUUCCAGAUCUUCACCAAGGAGACAGUCAAGCUUGGUGUUUCUCUCUGGCUUGGUGUUAUUCACGAAAAUCCAAGCACCGAGCCGCGCAUACUAUGCGAGGUCAUCGAAGCCUGGGAGAGAAGCAUCAACCGCCGCAAAGGGUUGUUUGAUCCUUCUUUCGAAUAUCUUGAUCCGCUGCACACUAAAAUCGAGCUUUUGCCAACAGACAAAGAUCUUAUGCUUCGCAUGCAACAGCAGGCCCAAGACACCAUCUCGCCACACUUGCGGGUUCUCCAAUUUUUUGAAAGCCAUUUCAACGCUAUUCGCUUGGGUAAUCUGCAAGAUCAACAACUGUUCUGCCGCUUGAUUGGAACCACUGUUGUCAACCUCACCAAGACUGAAGGCCACCCCUUGGCCAGAGAAAUACAUUUCCGUAUCGUGCUCCUCGGUCUCAAGGUGCUGAGACAUCUCAGUCCCCGAAACGCUGGCGCUUCCUGGAAGCUGAAAGAUCAAAUCUUAUCUGCUGCUCUGAACUGGUUCAAGCAUCCCCCUCGGUGGUCAUUUGGAGGCAACCGACUACAAUUAAAGGCGGAGGACAAGAUUCUCAUGGAAGUGACCGCAAUUCUGCGUUCUGUGGCUAGCAUUGCUGCUCAAUCGCAGGGCUCGUACAAAUCCCUGCAGCCCAAGCAAGACCUCCUUCACGUACUGAUCGACAACGAACGAUCCCGCCUUCGGGUUUGGCUCUUCCCUCUGGAACCCGAGCGUAAGCAUCACAUGCCCAUAAUCGGUGGUGGGAAACCCCAAGCUGAGGGUCCUGUCUCACUCCUUCGACUUGCCUGGGCAGAGGAUGCCGGUUUGGCAAUCCAGCUGGCAGCCCGAUUCCCCUCGCAAAAAAUGCAAGAUGAUGUGAGAUUGCUCAUCCUCAAUUUCCCCGAAAAAGUCAUUGAAGAGCCCAGUGCUCUGGAGAUCAUGUUUGGCAACUCUCUGCCCGACGACGUCAGCUCUCAGUUGAAGUAUCUGCUAUACUGGGCCCCUGUUACCCCUACAGAAGCCAUCACAUAUUUCAUGCCAGCCUAUGGCAACCACCCCUACAUUUUACAAUAUGCCAUGCGGGCGUUGGAAAGCUACAGCAUGGACGUUCGGUUUUACUUUGUGCCACAGCUGGUCCAGGCUCUGCGCUAUGAUUAUCUGGGCUAUGUUGAGCGGUACAUUCUUGAAACAGCCAAACUGUCUCAACUGUUUGCUCAUCAAGUGAUUUGGAACAUGAAAGCCAACUCUUACAAGGACGAGGAUUCUCAGAUUCCGGAUCCACUCAAGGAGACCCUCGACCGCUUCCUGGAUAACCUGAUCUUGAGCUUCUCUGACGAGGAGCGUGCCUUCUACGAGAGAGAGUUCUCGUUCUUCAACGAGGUUACGGGUGUCUCGGGCAAGCUUCGCCCGUACAUCAAAAAGAGCAAGCCCGAAAAGAAGGAAAAGAUUGAGGAAGAGCUGCGGAAGAUCAAGGUGGAGGUCGGGGUGUAUCUUCCAAGUAAUCCCGACGGUGUGGUAGUGGGAAUUGACCGCAAGUCUGGCAAACCCUUGCAAAGUCAUGCAAAGGCGCCUUACAUGGCGACAUUCCGGAUUCAGAAGACCCGGCCACGAUUGAUUGAGAAGCCCGAGGCACACGCUGGUGAUCACCACCGACAUCAACGCCAACUGACCAAUCAUACCGAGCCCGACCAAGAGACGUAUGAGGUGUGGCAAUCGGCAAUCUUCAAGGUUGGCGAUGACUGUCGUCAGGACAUGCUUGCGCUGCAGAUGAUCGCAGCUUUCCGAAGCAUCUUCACCAGUGUAGGACUGGACGUUUGGGUCUACCCUUACCGAGUGACCUCCACAGCGCCGGGUUGUGGUGUGAUCGACGUCCUGCCCAACUCCAUCUCUCGCGACAUGCUCGGCCGGGAAGCCGUCAACGGUCUGUAUGAUUACUUUGUGUCGAAGUACGGAGGCGAGGAUUCCAUUCGGUUCCAAGAGGCCCGUACCAACUUCGUGAAGAGUAUGGCCGCCUACUCGGUCAUCUCUUACCUGCUCCAAUUCAAAGACCGACACAACGGAAACAUCAUGAUCGACGAUGCUGGCCACAUCAUCCACAUUGAUUUCGGUUUCUGUUUCGAUAUUGCCCCCGGUGGUGUUCGCUUUGAGCGUGCUCCGUUCAAGCUGACCUCUGAAAUGGUCGCCGUUAUGAGUGGCACUCAUGACCCGGCUCACCACCAGGGCGGCAACUCAGGCAUCAACCUCCCUGGCAGCUCGCAUAACCCAACCAACACGCAGCCGUACAAGUGGUUCGAAUCGUUGGUCGUCAAGGCAUUCUUGGCCUCGCGCCCCUACAGCACCAAAUUGGCCCACAUCGUGUCGCUGAUGCUUGACAGCGGUCUUCCUUGCUUCAAGCCCGAGACUUUGAAGAACUUCCGGGAUCGCUUUGUGCUCGACAAGAGCGAGCGCGACGCCGCGGAGUACAUGCGGGAACUUGUGCGCAAAUCGUACAUGAGCGUGUCGACCAAGGGGUAUGAUCAGUUCCAGCUGAUGACCAACGGAAUUCCGUAUUAG
Penicillium olsonii is the source of this 5706-nucleotide messenger RNA. The record is from the annotation of a GenBank genome assembly. NCBI's taxonomy places the organism in Eukaryota, Fungi, Ascomycota, Eurotiomycetes, Eurotiales, Aspergillaceae.